CGAGCGCGACCUUUGUGACGAAAUGGGGAAAUAUCUUUCGGAAAUACCCGUGACCAGAGAUGUAAAUUGUUACUGCGAUUACUUUUGAAGCAUGAAGAGGAAAGCGAAAGCUAUGGGUGCAUCUCAAAGCUGUGGUCCAGCCUCGGGCCGGAUCGUGUCUCCAAAAACAAAACCGUCAACCUCGUCUUCAAAUGAAGAUCUGUUCACUGUUCCCCUGGAGAUCCUGGAGGAGAUCUUCCUGAAUCUUCCUCCUGAUCAUGUGGUUUGUAUUUGUCGGCUGGUGUGCCGUCAGUGGAAAGAAGUGGCUGACAGUGAAUCUUUGUGGCACGAGAGAUGUAGAAGAGAAGGAUAUCGCCUACGUGAGGCUUCCAGAACACCUGCAGACUGGAGGUUGUUUUACUUCUUGUGCAAGAAGAGGAGAAAUCUUCUCAAGAAUCCUAGAGGAGAACAGAAAAUGAAGGGCUGGCAGAUAGUGGAGAAUGGUGGUGAUAUGUGGAAAGUAGAGAGACCUAUGGUGCCACAUCCAGACGAGACAGUCCAGAAAAACUUUGUGACCUCUUAUGUGAUGUGCAAGAAGGCCCAGCUGAUUGAUUUGGAGAAGGAAGGGUACAAACCAUCAUUUAUGGAUCACUUCCAGCCGAACAUCAGAAUAUCUGAUUGGUAUGCACCACGAUGGGACUGUGGCAGUGAGUAUGACAUCUGUGUGGAGCUGCUGAAUGAAAGAAAGAAGCCUAUCAAGACAUUUGCGCCUGAGACCGUUUUCUUUGAGCAGUGGAAUGAUCAGAAAUGGAAUCAGGUGACCCAUGUUUUCCAGAACUAUGGACCUGGAGUGAGAUACAUCCGUUUUACCCAUGGAGGCAAGGACACACAGUUCUGGGCAGGGUGGUAUGGAAUCCGUGUCACUGACAGCUGUGUUGAGAUAUGUCCAGCAGUGGACACAUAGCUCUUUGCAAUUCAUCUAAUGCCUGCUUCCUGCCUAUGCCUAAAAUUGCACAGUUAUAUUGGCCUUAUAUAAUCUACUGUCUUUUUACAUGUUAAAGGAAUGUCCCACCCUGAGAAAGCAUACAGUAUAUGUAGAUUAAAAUGUUUUGUGUCAUCUGGUCAUAGAAAUUAUGAGGGACAAGAAGCUACGUAUGGUGUCAAAGCAGCUCUUUGAAUGGUCUGUCCGUUUGAUGUUUGUUCUCUUCUCAAUGUUCAGUGAAGGAUGGUUUGAUAAUAGGAUUAUAUUAUUAUAUGAGGGCAUCUGUGGUUGUUGUGAUCUUCUCAACGAGAGAAAAGAAGUUGACUUUUCAGAUCAUAAGCGAUUCUGUCUCUAAUGCUAUUGUAAAACUGCGGCACCACAUAAACUGCCCACCAGCCAUACUGGAAAGAUUAUUUGCACUGCUCUGUAAUGUGUGCAAAUUUGUAAUAAAACCUUGUAUUCAUGGUG
Toxotes jaculatrix (banded archerfish) is the source of this 1429-nucleotide messenger RNA. Its product is annotated as F-box only protein 6-like. Gene Ontology annotation, molecular function: ubiquitin protein ligase activity; protein binding. Gene Ontology annotation, biological process: SCF-dependent proteasomal ubiquitin-dependent protein catabolic process; glycoprotein catabolic process. The transcript is spliced from 7 exons. The record is from RefSeq and is a predicted model, not a curated record. The coding region runs from base 92 to 943 and encodes 283 amino acids. Gene Ontology annotation, cellular component: cytoplasm; SCF ubiquitin ligase complex. NCBI's taxonomy places the organism in Eukaryota, Metazoa, Chordata, Actinopteri, Toxotidae.